This is a messenger RNA of Ruditapes philippinarum (Manila clam), 4310 nucleotides long. RefSeq names its product protein DENND6A-like. NCBI's taxonomy places the organism in Eukaryota, Metazoa, Mollusca, Bivalvia, Venerida, Veneridae. Gene Ontology annotation, cellular component: recycling endosome. The coding region runs from base 25 to 1770 and encodes 581 amino acids. The transcript is spliced from 20 exons. Gene Ontology annotation, molecular function: guanyl-nucleotide exchange factor activity. The record is from RefSeq and is a predicted model, not a curated record.
UUUUAGGUUGAAAUGUAAACAAAAAUGGAGGAGGAAAGUGAAGAAAAUUUGACGUUAGCCCCAGAUUCCCCCAAAUCCCCUACUGUCUUACCAUGGGAUAGAUUUUCUAAUUGGCUUCAUUGUGCCUGUGUCGUUACUUUUGAUUUAGAAUUAGGCCAAGCCAUGGAGAUUAUCUACCCCAGCCAUAUAAGGAUGACAGAGAAAGAAAAGAUGAAUAUUUGCUACCUGUCAUUUCCAGAUUCUAAUUCAGGUUGUAUGGGUGAUACUCAGUUCCAUUUCCGUAUUAGACAGUGUCCCGGAAGAAAAUACAUCAACAAGUCCCAUAUAGAAUAUAAUAAAGAUUGUCCCAUACAGCUCAAGAGCGAUGAAGCACAUUAUUACGGCUUUGUUUAUUUUCGGCAGACAAAAGACAGAUCUAUACGUAGAGGAUAUUUUCAAAAGUCUGUUGUUUUAAUUUCCCGAUUGCCGUUUGUAGCUUUGUUCUCUCAACUAGUCAACAUUAUUGCCCCGGAAUAUUUUGAUAAUGGUGAACCCAGUCUGGAAGCAGCUUGUCAUGAUAUAGACCAGUGGGGACCCCCAGUUCCAGGGGAAACAAUGAAUUUACCAAUAUUUGGUACAGUUCUGCAGGUCAGAAUUCCGUCCCGCAGUGAUAAAUUAGUCGGUACUCAGCAACCUAGAUCUCAAGCUGCGCCUAUACUUCCAGCUCAAAGUAUAUUACCCUCUUUAUUUGAAGUUGAUAUCUACAGUGCAUUUCAAAGUAUUUUACCUCAUGUACAGAUGUUAUGGGAGCUCACCCUGACAGGGGAGCCCCUGGUUGUCAUGGCAGCUGCACCAUCUGUCACAUCAAAUACAGUGCAAUCUCUUGUCAGCUUGAUUUCUCCACUCCAUUACUGUUCAGACUAUAGGCCUUAUUUCACUAUACAUGACAGCGAGUUUAAAGAAUAUACAACAAGAACUCAAGCUCCACCUCCAGUGAUAUUGGGAGUGACAAAUCCAUUCUUCGCUAAAACAUUACAACAUUGGCCACACAUCAUCAGGAUUGGAGAAAUGGCAGGAGAUGGACUAAAAGGCAAUGAAAUUAUAGCCGCAGUGCCAAAGGGUUUCAACAAAUUAAAAAAGGCGAGCUCACUCAAAACAUUAGAUUGUAAACCAGGUGUCUACACAAGGUAUAAACCUUUACUUAUUAAAGAUAAAGGCAUUCUCAAGAGAUUGAUAAAGGGCAUGCAGUCAAAGCGGCCAGUGGAAGCACAGAAUGCGAUAUUGCGGCGACAUUUCCUCGAACUUACUCAGAGCUUCAUGAUUCCAUUGGAAAGAUACAUGGCCAGCCUCAUGCCUUUACAACGAAAUAUAUCACCUCACAAGGGGCCUCCAAGUUUGCGGCAGUUCGAUGCAGACGAGUUUAUAAAAUCAUUAGAUCAAGCAGGGCCUAACCUGACCUCAGGGGUCAAAGGUGACUGGGAGGGGCUGUAUAGAAAAUUCUUCCGCUCUCCAAAUUUUGAGGGUUGGCUUUACCACCGGCAGUUUGAAGUUAAUCAAAAACUACAAGUUUUACAUAUGGAGGCUUUAUGUCAGGCGAACUUAUUGGACUGGAUACAGGAUAAAGAAGAAGUGGAGAUUGUAGAUCUGGUUCUAAGGAUAAGAGAGAAAUUGAAAUUUGCAACAAAUAACAGCAUUGCAGUAAAAACAGAAAGUAUUAAUAAACUUGAGAAACAUUUGAAGGCUAUUAUCUCCUCCCUACCUGAAGAUCUACAAUCAGUACUCAACACUUGACAUUAAACCCAAAGGAUAAUUAAUGAACCUAAAGUGCUUUUUCAAAGUGUAAUAUAUAUAAAUAGAGCAAAAAUUGAGAAAAGUAGAAUUCUGACUGGUGAUAUUCUCAGCAGUGAUGGAAUAUUGUAAAAUUUAACCCAGAAGAUAUUUAAUUCAGAUAUAUUUAACACUUAUCAUGAACAUUAAAAAGUCUGAAUAUGUGAUAAGCAAGAUAAUCAAGUAUUGAAUGAGCCCAGGACCCUUUCAUUUCAUUGUUACUUUGUCAAUAGACUUAGAUGAUAUUUAUUUAGUUUUGUUCGUCAAAGUCACCAGGGUUCCAAUGUUAUUUGUCUCUGGUUGGUUCUUCAAAAAGGAUCAGGCCAGAAAGUAGGCCUUUUCUAUGUGUUUUAGUAAUGUUUCAGGGUUGUAAGAAAAUAAGUAAAACCGAAUCAAACAUAUUUUUCUGGCCUUAUUACUUCAUUUGUGCACACUUUUACUUCAUAAAUAAGUGUGCACCUUAUUCACAUACGAUCUUGUGUGACAUACAUUUUAUGAAAUGUAGUGCUGAUUACAUUUCUAGAAUGGUGUGCACUUUAUAUAGUGGUGAUCAUAGUGCAUUUAAGGGUUUAUACCUUAAAUAGUGGGUGUGUAUAUAGAUCACACGUAUAUACUGAUUUAUCUAUAAAGUGGUGAUCAUACUAUGUACACCAUAUAGUGUUGUUCACACUUAUGUGCAUUAGAUAUAGUGAUGAUCACACUUAAACAAUGGUACACACCAUACAUAGUUGUGGUCACACUUUUUAGUGCUGUGAAUCUUGAUAUGUUAUGGCGUACACAUUAUUCACUGACAGACUCAUUAUAAUAAGGUAUACACCUAGUGUACACUAUACACCUAGUGUACACCUCAACACUGUUUUAACACAUAAUGGUCUAUAUGGCUCAUCACAUAUGUACUCAUGAAUUGAGAUGCUUAGUUUUACCUUGAGAUUAUAUUUAGACAAUUUCAUGAUUAUAUUUAGACAAUUUUCAGGAAUACAGACACACAAAAAUAGGGUAUCUGCUUAGCUAGUGCAGGUAUAUUUUCUUUGCUUCAUAUUUAAAUGCUUUGCUUUGUGUUUUUUUAUAUUGUAUGUUACCGAGUUUUAUGGAUUCUGCUUCACAUUUAGCCCUUAUCAUGCUAACUCUCUUAAAAUGGACUUGCCCAUCUUUUAAUGUGGACAAACCCAUUUAUCAUUUUUAGGGAGAAUUUUGAAAUAAGUUCUGAUUGAAUAGGGCAGACCAUGAUAAGAUGGCAUUCAUGUGCCUGUAAUCUUGGUCUGCACUGGUUGCAUGGGUAGAAUCUGUUGCCGCCAAUAGACAAAUGGUUCAAGAGACUUAAUAUUCAAUAUUAAAGGCACAUUAUGUCUCAGAAAUGUAUAUGAAAAAAUCUUAAGAAAGAGCAAACAUGAGUUUUGUAACUUUUAAAUUAUGGUUUCAGAGCAUGUUACAUGUAAGAUACUUUCCGCAUGAAGGAAGUAGUGCUUAAUAAUAUUUGAAAUUAUUACUCAAAAAGUAGCAAAAUGUAAAGGAAGUUAUAUACAUUGAUUUCCAAACAAAAUAUGUAAAGUUGUAAACACUUGAACUGUACUAAUUGCCAAUAAAAAAACAGAAGCCAAAAUUGUUAAGGCAAUUGGUCAAUGAGUUAUGUUUUUGCAAACUAGAACAAGACACCAAAAAUAAAUAGCUGUCAUGAAAUAAAACUAUUAGCAUUUUUGAAGGUAAAUGGGCCUUUAAAAUGAAUGAAUACUGAGCUAAUAUCAACAAAAGUUGUUGAAGGUUUUUGUGUGUGUGUGUGUUUUUCAUUCACUGCCAGAGGUUAUUGUUAAACAGUUACUGUAUAUUUGUGAGGAAAAUUUCUAAGAAGUACUUUUCACUGAUCAAAGCUGGGUGGACUGUUAGUAUAAUUUUCAUGGACAAAGUUAAAAAAAUUAAAUGAUUUAUUUUAUAUUUUAUUAUGAUAGAAACAACAUGACCAAAUUACAUUGAAAUUUUAUGCAUAUCAAAAGUGUUAUACACGUCUUGUAGACUGUGAGUGAUCGGUUAUAUCCAUCUUAGAUUAUCAAUGAAUAGGUUAUAUAACUAUCCAUAGUUCUGCACAUUUGUAAUGUCACUUUUCAUUGGAUAAUUAUGACAUUUAUGUAGCUUUAUAUACACAGCUGCUGUCAAAUUAUGAAGAAAUCACAUUUUUUCUUCAAGAAAAGGAAGUUUGCUGUAUUAUAUAUAAAUUAGUUAUUAAGAUUCCUGACAGUUAAAUAGCCAUUAUGUAAACAGUUGUUUGCAAUAUAACCCUUGCUUAGGUGGCUGGGUUAUAUAUACAAAUUACCAUUUAUAUAGGGUCAUAUAACCAAAAAUCUUUAUGAACUUAAAAUAUCUAGAAAGGUUGUAAGGUGUUGUUUUGCCAGUGUGUGCUAGUGCAUUUUAUUUAUUUUAUAUGUAUAUAAAGAUGUGUAAUAGAGUAGAGGCAUCACUAAAAGAUUUGUAAUUCUAGUCCAAUUAACCAUGUGCUAAGAAUGGUGCCUUUA